Neurospora hispaniola is the source of this 2970-nucleotide messenger RNA. RefSeq lists its product as uncharacterized. The record is from RefSeq and is a predicted model, not a curated record. Lineage: Eukaryota; Fungi; Ascomycota; Sordariomycetes; Sordariales; Sordariaceae. Gene Ontology annotation, cellular component: mating projection tip; cytoplasm; nucleus. Gene Ontology annotation, molecular function: protein binding; guanyl-nucleotide exchange factor activity. The transcript is spliced from 4 exons. Gene Ontology annotation, biological process: intracellular signal transduction; septin ring organization; establishment of cell polarity. The coding region runs from base 1 to 2970 and encodes 989 amino acids.
AUGAGCCUGUCCAACGCCGCGCGCGCGAGCCAGCUUUCGGGCUCGACGGCCUUCAACUCCUCUACUUCGCUCAGCUCGCUCACUUCGUCCGCCACCGCCGUUACCCCCGUGAACGGCCAGGUUGUCGCCACCACAAACAUCAUCAACCAGAGAGCCGACGCCUCGCGAUCGCUGUACCAAAUAUGUUUGUCGCUCAAACAACGCCUCGCCCAGGUUCCCGGCUUCGAGGGCUAUCUAGAACAACUGCAGCGCGAGCAGGAGAAUGGCCAUGAUGGCCCCGUCGAGGCCCUCUGGAAGCUCCUUCGCACCGGUUUGCCCCUGCUCACCAUCUACAAUGCGCUCCAACCCGAGAAACCGCUACACGUCGAUCAGAGGCCGAACGAGACGGAAGCGCGACGGUCCAAACGCGCCAUUAUGGAAUUCGUCAAGGCCUGCUUGAGCGACCUCGUCCCUCCCGUUACCGAAUGCUUUAUCGUCGCCGACCUUACAGGGGAGGAUACCACCGGCUUUGUCAAGGUGACUUCUGUUAUCAACUAUGUGCUCGAUCUUGCCGAAAAACGGGGCCUCUUGCUCCAAACCCUGCCAUACCCCGAAGAUGAUAUCACGCAGCCGGGUUCUAAGAUGACCCAUCGCGAUUACAUUGUUCGAGAACUGGUAGACACGGAGCGCAAAUACGUACAGGAUCUCGAGAACCUCCACGACCUAAAGAGGACGCUGGAACACAGGAGCGUUAUCCCUGGCGAAUUCAUCCACGACAUAUUCCUUAAUAUCAACGCCAUCUUGGAUCAUCAACGAAAGUUCCUCAUCAGGGUAGAAACAACAAAUUCGAUGCCGCAGGCUAGGCAGGAAUGGGGAAGCUUGUUCGUCGCAGCUGAAGAGAACUUUGGCAUUUACCAACCCUUUAUCGCGAACCAAAGAAAGGCAGCCCAGGUUGCGACGCAAGUGUUUGACAAGAUCCAAGAGGCUGGCCAUCCGGUCGCGUGUGAUUUUAAUACCCUUGAUGGUUUCCUCCUCAAGCCUAUGCAGAGACUGGUCAAGUACCCGCUUUUGCUCAAGGAUCUGCUCAAGAAGAGCGAGGACGAGCACACCAAGGAAGAUUUAGCUGCCGGAAUUGCUGCUGCUGAACGGGUCUUGAUGAAAGCCAAUUCGGCCGUUGAUAAGAACAUCCUCGAAGAGGCCUUGCAGGACCUUAUACACCGAGUAGACGACUGGAAGAGCCAUAAGGUGGACAACUUUGGAAGUCUGCUCCUACACGGAGUAUACACUGUUAUAACGGGCAAGAGUGAACAAGAGAAGGACCAGUAUGAGAUCUAUCUUUUUGAGAAUAUCUUGCUCUGUUGCAAGGAACUCACUACGACUAAAGCCAAGGACAAGAAGGACAAGACGCGAUCAUCCGUACCAAAGGUGCGGAACAAGUUCGCCAAACUACAGCUCAAGGGCCGCAUCUUCAUGACCAAUGUCACCGAUGUAGUAGCCAUUUCCAAGCCUGGUAAGCGACACAGUUGGAAUUCUCGGCGGAACACAACAGUUGCUGACUGUGCAGGCUCGUAUACCGUACAAAUAUGGUGGAAGGGCGAUCCGGGCGUGGAGAAUUUCAUGAUCAAGUUCCAGACCGAAGAGAUGAUGAAGAAGUGGGCCGCCGGUCUGGAAGAACAGCGAAAGCAGAACACACAAGCGGCCCCAGUUGCUCCUGACCAAGCUCCGCCAAACUUUGCCUGGCUCGCCUCGCAAGGCAACGGACUGGAGAAUCCCUUCAAGGACGAAGAAGAGGACGAGGACAUCUAUAACGCUGCUGCCCCGACCGUUGCCAUGCCAGGCACAAUGCCGCGGAAUGGAUCGAGCACAAGUCUACGGCAGCGGUCCGCCACCAGCGACAGUCUAGCAGGUAUGGCUCGCGCACCACCUCCACGAUUCCCUCUUCCACAGGCACCUGCGCCUCUCAAUGUUGGCCUUCAGCCAUCACCCGCUGUUCGAGCAGGCGAGUCUUACUUCUCUCCCGUAGCCGAGUCGCCCGCUUCGAGUCGGACGAGCACAGCGAGCGGCAUCUUCGCCGGUGCCGGAUCCGGCUAUCCUUUCCCCAAGACCGGUACCCCCCAAGGAUGGCAGGAGGACAGUAACCGCUACACGGCCCCUGCCAUGCCAAGGGCGCCAUCGCGAGACGGCCCAUCUCCAGGAACCGGGAGGAACCCACGAGGACCCUCGAUGCCCGUUAUGCCCCGGGGGGAUAACAGCCAGUUUCAGCAGGCACGCAGUCGGAGUUAUAGUACACCGGACAUUGCUGGCCAGGCCGCUGCGCGCAUCAACCAGACAGGGGUACCUGCGGUGCCAGGCAUUCCCGCCCAUCUAACCCAUGCCCGCCAUGAUUCCAACAUUCCCAGGAGCAAUACCGGCAGCCCAGCAAACGACCUUCCUCUACGGACCCAGACAGGUUCCCCUGGCAGAGAGCGGAAGAACUAUGGAGGCCAAUUGAACCAGUUCCCUCCACAGCCUAUCCGCCAGGGCACACCAGGCAGUGUCACCGGCUUCCCUCCGCCAUCUGGCCCGCCCCCACCGGGCAUGGCGCCUCUUGCCCCGACUGAGGGAACGCGAAACAUCACCCCAUCGCUCGGUACCGCACCGAUCAUGUCCGGACAGAACCCGCUCUCACCCACAGAUGACGACAUGCUCCCCACGCAACUGAAGGUCAAGGUUCACUGCGAUACCGGUAACUACAUCACAUUGGUUGUGCUCUACGACAUUACCUACGAGAAACUGAUUGACCGCAUCGACAAUAAGCUUUCGCGGUUUACCAGUAGCAGUAUCGGCGGGGGUAAUUUGAGGUUACGGUACCGGGAUGAGGAUGGCGACUUCGUCAUGAUUGAGAGCGACGAUGAUAUUCAAAUCGCCAUUUCGGAUUGGCGUGAGGGGCUUCGCAACCCAGACAGCGCCGGGGAAAUUGACCUGUACUGCGAAGGGGAACUGUUGGAGUGA